Molecule: messenger RNA, 1067 nt
Organism: Labrus bergylta (ballan wrasse)
Lineage: Eukaryota; Metazoa; Chordata; Actinopteri; Labriformes; Labridae
Source: RefSeq, a predicted model, not a curated record
GCAACUGUUUCUCCUGUCAGUCGGCUGCCGCUUGCCUGGCGAGCGGUUGGGAAUACAGAGCGAGAGAGAAGCAGUGAGGGAGACAGAGAAAGGGGCUUCUCUGUGCUGGGUUUUUUUAUUGUAGCAGCGGCUAUUGUGGCACAGGGAGCUGCAGACACGCUGUGAGGGAGUGGAUUUAGGUGCUGGACAAAAAUCUGCAUAUCCAUGGAUUUCCAGAAGAGGGAUGCUGGAGGCUAAUGUGGCUAACAUUAGCUUGACGGCUAAGCCCAGAGAGCUGGACAUGAGGUCCGCUGCUGCUGCUGUCUCCUGCAAGGAAACUCCAGCCCAGGCAAUGGCCUCUAGGAAGUCCUCAGCCAAGCCAUCCGCUUUACCCCAGGGACCCUCGCGUCCCUCAGGGGCAUCAGAGCUCAAAGUCUACCGGCCCGCCUCUGGAUCUAUUCCUAUACCAGUCCCCAAUCUGUCCGGGCUCCGCAAGCAGCGAUCACUAAGCAACCUAUGUGUGCUCACUGAUGCUGAGAAGAAGCUACACCUUUACCAAUCCCCUCGCUGGAAUGAUGAUGCCAGCCGGCCUGGCUCUGGUACCGGCAUAAACAAGCCAGGCCAGACUAAGACAGUUCAUGCUGGGGGUGGGAAACCUCCACUUUCCCGGACCCUGUCAAAAUCAGAACAGUCUCUUUUCCAGGGAAAGCCCAAGCCUUUCUGCUUGCCAUCUGUGACUUCCAGUGUGAGCAAGCAGAGUCGGAUCCCUGCCCCUGGUAAACCGCGGGGACCUUAUGCUGAGGUCAAGCCCAUCAGCAAGGCCCAGGAGGCAGGCCAGAGUACAGACCCUGCAGACAAGCAAACUAAGACUAACUCCAAUGGAUCUGGGAACACUGGGAACACUGGGACUAAUGGCAAGAAACUAGGAGAGGGGGAGAAGGGGAGACCCGUAGCUCUGUCAACAGAGGACAAGAAAGAGAAGAAGGGCAUAGAGGGAGAAGAUGAUAAGAGCUUUCUGAAGGUGGACCCAGAGCUAGUGGUGACUGUUUUGGGUGACCUGGAGCAGCUUCUCUUCAGUCAAAUGCUGG